Molecule: messenger RNA, 1065 nt
Organism: Ascochyta rabiei
Lineage: Eukaryota; Fungi; Ascomycota; Dothideomycetes; Pleosporales; Didymellaceae
Product: Leucine--tRNA ligase
Exons: 3
Coding region: 1-1065 (354 amino acids)
Source: RefSeq, a predicted model, not a curated record
AUGAAGCUUGCCUUCGCACGGCUAGCAAGGGCUCGAGCACCAUGCAUACGCAGCGUUCGCACCUUCUCAACAACAGCAACCCGCUUCCAAUCCCCCGUCCACUCCAUCCCAUACACGGAAUCCUGUCCAGCGCCAACAUGUGCGUGCGCCUCUACACCCGCGGAUCUGGACAUCGACCGCAAGACGCCGCUGCUGAACACGAUGGCGCCGUACGCGGAGCAGGUGCUCAUCUGCACGGGCAAGGAAGACUGGACGAGUAAGCUCGAGGACGAGGGCGGGGCGACUGGCGAGUUUGUCAAGGGGCUGAAGGGCGUGAUAGGCAAAGGCGGGCCGGCAUUCGAUCCAUUCACAAACAUACUCGUAACCGCCUCCUCCCUCCCCGCCUCCCCAAGCCCGGAAACAAGCACAACGGCCUACCUGCUCCCCAGCUUCCUCCGCAUCCCCAACAUCCCCCACACACCGACUGCCUUCACCGCGCUCGCCUCGGCGUACCUAAAACCCACCAGCCUACACCCCCUGCACGCGGCCCUCUCCCCCACCCAAAAAGCAGCCUUGCUCCGCGACGCCUCUCAGUCCGCCCUCCUGCCCCCCGCGGAGACCAUCACCCACCCACUGAUCCUCAUAUGCGGCCACGGCGGUCGCGACGCCCGCUGCGGCGUGCUGGGACCCUUGCUGCAACGCGCGUUCCGCGCCGAGCUGAAGCGGCGGGGGAUCGCAGCGGAGGUAGCGCAGAUCAGCCACAUUGGGGGCCACAAGUUCGCGGGGAACGUGGUGGUGUACGUGCCGGGUGGGUGGCGGGCGAGGGCGAGGGCGAGGGCGGAGGGGGAGGGGGAGGAGAGCGGCGUGAGUGCGCUGCAAGGGUGUGGGAUCUGGUACGGACGCGUGGGACCGGCGCAGGUGGAGGGGUUGGUGGAGGAGACGCUGGUGAGGGGGCGGGUCGUGGGGGAGUUGUUGAGAGGCGGCGUGGUGCGCGGCGCUGCUGGUGCUGGUGCUGCUGGCGGGGGGGAUAUCGGGAGGAGGAUCGAGGCGCAGAGGAGGGCGGCGAGAGCGAGGGCGGGUGCUUGA